Messenger RNA from Centropristis striata (black sea bass), 3957 nucleotides. RefSeq names its product anoctamin-8-like. The transcript has 18 exons. The record is from RefSeq and is a predicted model, not a curated record. NCBI's taxonomy places the organism in Eukaryota, Metazoa, Chordata, Actinopteri, Perciformes, Serranidae. Gene Ontology annotation, molecular function: chloride channel activity. Gene Ontology annotation, cellular component: plasma membrane. Gene Ontology annotation, biological process: chloride transmembrane transport. Bases 100 to 3324 code for a protein of 1074 amino acids.
UUUACAUGUAACGGACAUGAAAUAAAAACUGAGUCCUCCGUGCAGUGCGGUUUUUCCAGCCCCCUUCCUUUCACCACCUGGAAUAUUGUGUGCAGCAGUAUGCAGGCAGCGGGCACCGGAGCAGCUGAUACCGACGCUACUGUAAACAGUAGCAGCAGCAGCAGCAGCAGCAGCACCGCAGACGUCGACGACAGCGACGGGGCAGGGGAGAGGAUGGAGAGGACGGUGCCAAGCGAGCAGCAGGACAGGACCAACAACCAGCAGCAGCAGCAGCGGACGUCCUUAUCGCCAUCCGGUGUGCUCGAUAAAUUGUUCGGGAAGCGCCUUCUGCAGGCCAGACACUACAUUAUGUCUCGUAAAUCCUGGCUGAAGAUGGUGCCCACAGAAAACUGUGAUAUCCUGAUGACAUUCCCAGAUACAAUAGAUGACCACACUCUGCUGUGGCUCCUGAAUCAGAUUCGUGUUGGAAUCCCACAAGUCAGCAUUCAGGUCCGACAGCACAAACACACCCAGGCGCACGCCUUCUUCAUCACGACAACAUUUGAGAACUUACUGCGGGGAGCAGAACAGAUGGGCAUGCACAAGGCCGUCAAACCACAGUUUGGUGGCGGGAUGCGGCGAUUUUCCUGUGAGGAGGACAACAUCUAUGAGAAUAUAGAGAGCGAGCUCUGUUUCUUUACCUCACAGGAGCGUCAGGGCAUUAUAAAGUACUGGCUGGACAAUCUGCGAGCCAAACAGGGGGAGGUGCUCCACAACAUUCACUUCCUGGAGGGACAGCCAAUCAUUCCAGAGCUGCAGGCUCGAGGGGUGAUCCAUCAAAUGUUUCCUCUCCAUGAGCAGAGGAUCCUCAACCAGCUGAUGACAUCCUGGGUGCAGGCUGUGUGUGAAAGGCAGCCCCUGGAUGAUAUCUGUGACUACUUUGGGGUGAAGAUCGGUAUGUAUUUCGCCUGGCUGGGUUUCUACACCAACUCCAUGCUUUACCCUGCUGUCAUUGGCUUCCUGCUCUGGAUCCUGGCAGAGGCUGACCAGACCAGUCAGGAUAUCUGCUGCGUGGUUUUCGCCCUCUUCAACGUUGUGUGGGCGACGUUGUUUCUGGAGCGCUGGAAGAGGCGCGAGGCGGAGCUGGCCUACAGGUGGGGCACCUUGGACACCCCCGCUGAGUCCUUGGAGGAGCCCAGGCCGCAGUUCAGGGGAGUAAAGCGCUGCAGUCCCAUAACAGGCUGCGAGGAGUUCUACUACCCGCCCUGGAAGAGAGCUGUGUUCAGAUGGCUGGUCAGCCUGCCCAUCUGCCUCCUCUGUCUCUGCUUUGUCUUCCUCGCUAUGCUCCUCUGCCUGGAACUGCAGGAAGUGGUGAUGGAGAUUCAGGAGCUACCUGGUAUCACAAGAUUUAUUCCUAAGAUUCUUCUGGCCGUCACUGUGACCAUAUGUGAUGAGGUGUAUAAGAAGAUCGCCUACUGGCUUAAUGACAUGGAGAACUACAGACUUCAGAGUGCCUAUGAGAAUAAUCUCAUCAUCAAGAUGGUUUUUUUUGAAUUCAUCAAUUCUUACCUUAGCCUUUUCUACAUUGGAUUCUACCUCAAGGACAUGGAGCGACUUAAGGAGAUGCUAGCCACUCUAUUGAUCUUCCGGCAGUUCCUACAGAACAUCAAAGAGGUCCUCCAGCCUUAUCUCUACGAGCAAAACAAGCUGGGCGUCUUCACCCCGAAGGUGCUGUGGGAGCUCCUCCAAACCAUCGUACUCAAAUACGGCCGCUUGGCUCUGGGGAAGGCCCAAGCCUCGAUGACGGCUUAUUCCUUCCUGGGUCCCAGAGCGAUCCCCGUCAGUCACGCUGCUAACGGUAACCCGGAGCAGAAGAGAAGAGGGGAUCUGAAGGCUGGAUUCAGGCUGUCAGAAGAAGAGUGGGACAUGAGUGACAGCAAUCUGAAGCAACGUAAAGUUAGCUUCACGGAGAAGGUCGACUACCAGGAUGUCACCACGGUGCAGGCGGUGGAUCGCAGCUUCCUCGAGGACAGCCCCACUCUGGUAGAGGAAGGGAUGGAUCCGUCCAGUAUUUUUGACAGUUGUGAUGACGACAGUGAUUGUGAAUCGCUGGGUCAAGAAUCAGACUCUCUCUAUCAGAGAAGAAAGAACAUCAGUGACGGGAAGGAGCAUAAGAAGUCGUGGAUCGACCCACCAGAAGAACCCCAAACUGUCACUCUGACGCAGGCAGAAAUUGAGAGCUGUAUGCAGACAUACGAGGACACGCUUCAGGACUACCAGGAGAUGUUCAUCCAGUUUGGCUACGUGGUGCUUUUCUCCUCUGCGUUUCCCCUGGCUGCCAUGUGUGCUCUUAUCAACAACAUCAUCGAGAUCCGCAGCGACGCCCUGAAGCUGUGCACCGGCCUGCAGAGACCCUUCGGACAGAGGGUGGAGAACAUCGGACAGUGGCAGACUGUAAUGGAAGCCAUGGGCCUGAUAGCCAUUAUAGUUAACUGUUACCUGAUUGGUCAGUGCGGGCAGCUGCAGCGUCUGUUCCCCUGGUUGAGUCCUGAGAUGACCAUCAUCUCCAUCGUCUUACUGGAGCACUUUGCAAUCCUCCUAAAGUACAUCAUCCAUGUUGCCAUCCCUGAUAUCCCUGGCUGGGUAGCAGAAGAGAUGGCCAAGCUAGAGUACCGACGAAGGGAAGCUUUCAAGAAGCACGAGCAACAGGCCCAGCAGCACUUCCAACAGCAGCUCAGACGAAAGCGUGAAGAGGAGGAGCUUCAGCGUCAGGCCGAGCUGCAGGCCGAGGCCCGCCAGGAGAGCGAGCACAGGGCGGACAGCCAGCACCAGCACCACCACGACAAAGCAUCGGGCGGCAAGGCCGGGGACAAACCCAAGAGACCCAGCUCUCUGCUGGGCAACAACAACGUCAUGAAGCUGAAGCAGAUCAUCCCUCUCCAGGGUAAGUUCUCCUCUAGCACCUCACGCUCACCAGCCCAGUCCCCGACAGGAGGCGAGGCUAAGCUCCCGGGAUUCCUCAAGUUCUUGAAGUCGCCCGAGGUGAAAAAAGAGCCAGCGGUGGCAGCUGGGGCACCGGGCUCCACCACAAGCUCUUCAGUUCCCCCUAGUGGCCAGGAGAGGUCACAGUCCCCCAACAGGACAUUCAGUCCUGGGAAACUGUUCAGCUUCAGCAAAUCAGAGGGGACUGUGGUGUGUGUGAACGGGACACAAGCAUCGCCACAGUCUGCUAACGCUCAGCCCAACAGGAGUGACUUAAACACAACCACGGAGGAACUCCCCUCUAAUGAGUCCGAUAGAGGGGAAUCAAGACAGUUGACUGAUUCAGAAAACUCAAAGAGCUAAUAAAUAUUUAACCAUGCCAAUGUAAUAUUAUGAAUGGAGAGCAAUGUACAAACGUUACAAACGAGAGACACACCUGUACCGUAGGAGAACACAUUAGACCACAUGUAAGGUCAGCGAGCGGUAGACUUUCACUAUUGAUGCAACUUACUCUGCACAAAGUAUUACACUGUAUCUAUUAACACUUUAUUAUCUAGCUUCCAUGUAUAAUAUGUACAGUAAGUGUUACUCCUUGAAUGGGGCUUGGCUGCAUGGCUGCCUGGUUUUCAGCAGCACCAGAACACAUUAUGUCAGUGUGAAGAUUUUUUAUUUUUUUUAUUUUACAAAACCUACACCAACCAUGAAUGAGCCAUUUUUAUCAAAGGACAUGAACAGCAGCUUUGCAUUGCAGGUUUGUUUCUCACCCUGAUGGCUGAACUGAAUGCAUGUUGCAUCAUGUGCAUGCAUGUCAUGUCCAUCAUGUUUUUAGUUGUGAAGCACUUUCAAAGCCAUCGUAUUCUUCCGCAAUAGGUCAGAUUAUACUCACUGUGACCAUAAAAAAAAUAUUCUAUUUUUCUUAACUUUGAUUUUCUAUGAAUUAUUUUACUACAUAAAUUAGUGAAUGUACUUCUAUGAUGCAAAUAAAUCUCACUUGAA